This is a messenger RNA of Zeugodacus cucurbitae (melon fly), 645 nucleotides long. RefSeq names its product V-type proton ATPase subunit F-like. Gene Ontology annotation, biological process: monoatomic ion transmembrane transport. Bases 131 to 526 code for a protein of 131 amino acids. Gene Ontology annotation, cellular component: membrane. The record is from RefSeq and is a predicted model, not a curated record. Gene Ontology annotation, molecular function: proton-transporting ATPase activity, rotational mechanism. The transcript is spliced from 2 exons. Lineage: Eukaryota; Metazoa; Arthropoda; Insecta; Diptera; Tephritidae.
GAUCAUUAUUAUAAAGGCAGGAUAGGUAAGCCUUGAAAACAUUGUUAGCAUUUAUGAACAGUUAUGAUAGUUUUCAAAUUUAAUUCAAACAAACACAAACCCCGCUAGUCUUCUAGUGGUCGCCUCAAAUAUGGCCACCAAACGAGCAUCUUCUAGACGAUCUUUAAGUACCGAUUUUCGCAUGCUUAUUGGAGUUGUUGCCGAUUUGGAAACUACGAUUGGAUUUUUAUUGGCAGGUGUUGGAGAAACAAAUGGUUCUCAACAAUUAGAUAAAAACUUUAUGAUCGUAACAGAAGAGACAUCGCCUCAUGAUGUGGAACAUUUUUUUACAUAUUUGUGUGGGCGCAGAAACAUAGGAGUAAUUUUUGUUGCUAGUGAUGUGAUAAAAAUCUUGACACAAGUUAUAUCUCGCGUUACUAAAACUAUACCAAUUAUUUUAGAAAUUCCCACUAAAAAUACAAUUGUCCAAUCACUUGAAACAAAGCACCAAGCUUCAAAAAAACAGAAACUGAGAGAUGCUAACUAAAUUAUCAAUAUAUAUGUAUGUACAUGUAUGUAUUACAUAUGUAAUAAAUUAAAUACUGAAUACAUUUAAAAUCCUUGAGGAAACACGUAUGUGUGUACAAAUAAACUUUAUAUUCUAUA